AGGGUCACCUCCUCCUAUUCGCGCCAUUCCGUGGCUUCAGUCGAUCCAUGAAUGUUUGAGCAAAAUUUUGAAUACAGAUCGGAAAAUUCAGAGAAUUGUGUAGUGAUAUCGUUUAUUUCAGCUUUCAUCAUAGACACGACAUUUUUCCGAGUUUUUGAAGAAUUUAACAAAAAAAAAAAAUAUCCAAAGUUCGGAAUAAUUGAAUUAUUUUCCCGGUAGUGCAAGGUUACGUAAGAUGUUUUCCAUACCUAGAAAAAGUGGCUCCUACAAGAAUUAUCUCACGACAAAUUCUCUCAGUUUUUAUAGCCAUCGAAUCUACAAAAUGAUCAGUUGGAGAGAAUCUCCCUAAUUUGACACUCACUCCGCAUUCUCAGGGUAAACGAAAAGUUCAUCUUUUAGUAUGAGUGAUAAUCAUAUAAUUUCAAUUGAGGAGCCACCAGUAGGUUUUUUGUAUUUACUAGAAUGAUUCGUGAAUUAUCACUGAGCAUUUAUUUUAUGCAUAUUGUAAUAGCGCAAAACGACGUAUUUAAUUUAACAAUAAUUCACUUCAAUGAUUUCCAUGCUAAAUUUGAAGCCGUUAACGCAAGAACAUCGGACGACUGUAAGAAAGACCGGAAUGAGACAUGCGUAGGUGGUUUCGCACGCCUGUACACACUCAGCAGGUGGCUGAAACGAGAGAAUCCGAGUGCAUUACUAUUGAAUGCCGGCGAUGUUUUUACUGGGAGCUUUUGGUAUAGACUUUUCAAAGGGAACGUGACAUCAUACUUUAUGAACAAAUUGCCAGUUGAUGCCAUGACGAUAGGCAAUCAUGAGUUCGACGAUAGGAUAGAUGAAGUAGUGAAUUAUUUGAGUCGCUUAAAACUACCAGUGUUGGUUGCUAACAUAAACUCCACGGAGGAACCCACUUUAACACCCUACGUUAAAAAAUCUGCGAUUUACGAAGUUGAUGGCAAAAAGGUUGGGAUCAUCGGUUUUGUCACGAAAAUGUUUCGAGAAAUAGCCUCGGUGGGGAGACUGAAAAUAGAGGACGAGGUUUCAACGGUAAAUGCGGAGGCAAAAUCACUGCGAGCGCUGGGUGCAGAAAUUUUGAUAGGGCUCUCACAUGCUGGCUUCAGCGAAGACAAGCGGAUCGGCAAAUCCAUCGACGUUGAUGUCAUAGUUGGCGGUCAUUCGCAUACUUUGUUGUACACCGGUACACCUCCCUUAAGUGACGUACCAGAGUCGGACUAUCCAACAGUAAUCGAGCAAGAGAGCAGGAGGAAGGUAUUGAUCGUACAGGCCGGGGCGUUUUCGAAGUACUUGGGAUAUCUUACCAUCACAUUCGAUCAGAACAAUACGAUCCAAUCGUGGACUGGAAAUCCGAUUCUUCUUGAUAACACCGUGGAGGAAGACCCUUCAAUUCUCCAAGAGAUGGAGCCGUGGCGCAAGGAGGUUCAUGAAAUAGGAGAUAGAGUGAUCGGUGAAACUCUGGUAUUCUUGGAUGGCAGGCAGUGGGUCUGUCGCAUUGGUGAGUGCGCCAUAGGGAAACUUAUAACUGACGCAAUGAUUUAUGACUACAUAAAGAGAAGGACGGGAAAUAACUGGACAGAAGCUGCAGUUGCUCUGAUCAACGCUAGAGGAAUCCGGGCUUCUAUCAUGAAAGGAAACCUGACCUACGCAAAGCUGCUAGACACUCUACCUUUUAGUGAAACUUACGACUUAGUAGAGUUGUCCGGGAAGCACUUACUACAAGUUAUGGAAUUUGCAGUAGCCUCCUUAAAAUCAUCAUUCUUGCAAUAUUCGGGGAUCAAAGCAACAAUUGAUUUGGAUGGGCCAAAAUAUCAUCGGGUGUCCAACGUAAGUGUCCGGUGUGCUGACUGUGUAGUUCCACUUUACAGACCGUUGGAGAAGGGUCAGUUUUAUAAAAUAGUUUUACCUUCGUUUGUGUGCGAGGGAGGUGAUGGUUAUAAAAUGAUCAAGAAAAAUGCCCGCAGACACGUUAAAGGUCGAGUGAAUACAGAAAUCCUUCAAGACUAUCUAUCCGUAUUCAGUCCUGUUUUUAUCGAAUCUGAAGGGAACAUAAUCGUACAUGCCUCUCGUAAAAUUGUGGAUAAAAUCAAGACAUUGUAUCCGAAACCUGCAACAGGGAACAUUUGAUGACUGCAACAUGAAUGCACCUGACACUUGACGUGCACUGUAGGCCAUAGUCAUCUACAUGGACUGGGUUUGGACAAUUUUGUAAAACAAUUAUGAUGACGAAGAGUAGACACGUUGCUCUUUAAAAAAUUUCGUGAUCAUUGUCACAAAUAUAAUUUUGGUUUCUAAAACUUGAAACGAGAUAAGGCAGCCGAAAAAUUGAAUUAAAACGCGACAUUUAAAAACGCCUUCAUUUAGUGAAAUAGGCAACAUACUACCUAUGAACACGAAUAGUAGCCUACCAAGCCAGUGUCGAUAUCUCACUUAUUUAUAGCUACUUAUUCAGUCAUAAGCUGUGAUGGGCAUGGGAGUCCUUUUUUCGCAUUGUGUAUCUAGUGAGUUGUUCUCUUUGUUUAGAGAUACUUUUUAGUGCAAAUUUUCUACCGAAGCACCAUAAAAUACAUUCAGAUUCCGUGUUUAGUACCUGAAGAAAAGGGUCGGAAUCUAUGACUCGGACUUUCUAGCCCUAAUAAUUUCCGUCUUAUGAUCGGGAAUUAAACACAAAAAGCAUAUGAAUUUGAGCAUUGUAUCACUGGCUCAUGCGUUUUAUUACUCUUUUACUCACUGUUUUAAGAAGAAACUUUUAGCAAGAGUGUCCUUGCAGUUUUUGAUAUGUUAGACCACCUUUGAUGUUCACCUGUGAAAAUAUCACAAUAAAGACAAAAAUAUAUAAAUUAUAGUAUAAUUUAAA
Bemisia tabaci is the source of this 2866-nucleotide messenger RNA. The record is from RefSeq and is a predicted model, not a curated record. NCBI's taxonomy places the organism in Eukaryota, Metazoa, Arthropoda, Insecta, Hemiptera, Aleyrodidae.